AUGUCAAAAAGGGGGGCUUCUGUUGCUUUUGAUGAUAAUGUAAAUGUUAAACAAGCAAAAGAAGGCAAAAAACAUUCAUUAGAUUCUGAUGAAGAGGAUAGUGCUGAGGAAGAAGAGAAACGCAAUGUACUAAAUGCCGAUGACAUAGAAGGUGAAGAAGAAGGAGUUGGGGGAUUAGAAGGUGAAGUUAAAAUUACUCCUUUCAAUAUGAAAGAGGAAUUGGAAGAAGGCCAUUUUGAUGCACAAGGACAUUAUCACUGGAAAAAAGAAAAAGAAAUAAGGGAUGGAUGGCUUGAUAAUAUUGAUUGGGUUAAAAUAAAGGGAAAACCUGAGGAUAAAUACAAAAUUUUUAAGGAAGAUACAGAUAAUAAUACUUCAGAUGACUCAGAUUCUGGUGAAGAGAAUGAUAUGACUGAAAAAUAUGAUAUAAUUUCUAACUAUAAAGAAAUCUUACAGCAUAUGAAACCAAAAGAGAGUAUUGCAAAAUGUUUACAGCGGCUUGGGAACAGUUCUAAAAUUUCAAGUGCUGAACGUUGGAAAAGAAAGAAAGCUGGUAUUGUUGAUGAGAAUAGUAAAUUUGUUACUAGAAUUACAGAGCUUUCAAAUCAAAUUUUGACAAAAGAAGGAAAUAUGGAUAUAUAUCAAGAAACAUAUGAAAAAAUUCAAGACAUUAUUUCAAAAGAUAAAUCUCAAAAAGAGGAUCCUCAGUUAGAUAUGUAUGCAGAUGACUUUGAUGAGAAAGAGAAAAAGUGUAUUAAUGGGAAAAAUCAAGGGACAUCACAAAGCCAAACAAAUGAAAAAUCAACAGAACUAAAGUGGGAAUUCAAAUGGAAUCAAGAUAACAAUGAAAUUUCUGGACCUCACUCUACAGAACAAAUGCAUAAAUGGUCCACAGAUGGGUACUUCAAAACUGGAGUUUGGGUUAGAAAACAUGGUGAAGAUAGUCAGUUUUAUAGCUCUAAUAGGAUUGAUUUUGAACUAUAUAUG
This is a messenger RNA of Brenthis ino (lesser marbled fritillary), 987 nucleotides long. The record is from the annotation of a GenBank genome assembly. NCBI's taxonomy places the organism in Eukaryota, Metazoa, Arthropoda, Insecta, Lepidoptera, Nymphalidae.